This is a messenger RNA of Antechinus flavipes (yellow-footed antechinus), 3986 nucleotides long. It is a transcript of the gene TMEM170B, whose product is annotated as transmembrane protein 170B. Gene Ontology annotation, biological process: negative regulation of canonical Wnt signaling pathway. Gene Ontology annotation, cellular component: plasma membrane. The transcript is spliced from 3 exons. The record is from RefSeq and is a predicted model, not a curated record. The coding region runs from base 2334 to 2999 and encodes 221 amino acids. Lineage: Eukaryota; Metazoa; Chordata; Mammalia; Dasyuromorphia; Dasyuridae.
AAAUUAGAAAAUUCCAGGUUUUCUGUUGAAUCAUUGUGUUUUAAUUAUUGUUUGAAAUUGUUAAUGACUAUUUAAAAUAAAUCUUACCAGUGCUUCCUUGUGUGUAUGGUGUGUGGUACCUUGGACCUAGCCCCAGGUACACUGAGCUACAAAAGUGCAUUUUUAUAUAUCAGCAUAUUAUGUAGUAUACAUGUGCGACUGGCACUCCAUUCUGUCCUUAUGAUUUACCUUCUUAUUCCAGUUAUGAAAAAUUAAUCCUGGAACACUAACCUGACCUUCCUAAUAAUUAAGUGAUUCUAGCUUGACCUGAAAGUUGUAUGGGAGAAAAUAAGAAGAGACCAUUCUUAGCAGUAGCCAAAUUGGGGGCGGGUUUGUCAAACUAUUCUUAAAGGUAUUCUAUUCUCUGUUACUAUUGCUUAAGACUUUGUAAUUCCCUUGUAAAAUGAACAAAAACUCCAGAAGUGUGCAUAUUAGUAAAACUUACUUUAAUUUGAAAAAAAAAAAUUAGAAAUGAAGAAAAUAAAGCAAGAGUGAUAAAAGUAAUUUCAUCAAACUAAUAAAUGUGUUCUGGCUCCAAAUCUUGGGAUUUUUUUCUAUGUAGCAAAACAUAGUCCAAAGGAUGCAAUGUAAAUGUAGGUUGGAAGAGGACAGGGGCUAGGAAGAGCAAAUUAUGCUUUCUAUGGGACUAGAGGAAGAGAUAUAGCAGCAGAGGAUAUAGUGAGAAUCUGUUGGGAGGUAAUGAACAAGAGACUUUGCUAUUGUUGAGAGGCAUGCAUGCCAUGGUCCAGGUUUGGAACCAGGCAGAGAUGGCAGGGCAGUCUGCGGCACUCUGAUACCAAGACAAGCAGGAGAGGAUCAUGUCUACCAGAAGAUCCCGCCCAUUAGGAUCCUAAUGCCCAGCAGAUCCUAAUGGGCAGCCAAGUGGGCAGGUUAGGCAGCCACAGGCACGAAUAGCACCCCAGGGAUGUUGGCAAAUGGGGGGGGGGCUGUCCAUGCUAGUUUUUUCUUUACUUUCCAUUACAUUACCAAAUCAGCUGAGAAUCAUAGGAUUUAAGGGUAGAGAAACACCUCAGAAGUCAUAUAACCUUUUCUCUUCACUGAUGAGGAAACUGUGGCCCGCAGACUUGCUGGGUCACAGGAGUACAGUUUGCAUCUAGAUCCUCUGACUACACAUCUAAGGCUUUUCCGUAACUCAAAAUCUUACACUUCAUAUGUAAAACGAAACAAGAUCUUCAAAUUCAAUUUUCCGGGUUAAGGAAAAAAGGUCUUGGAUAAACGUUUCUGCUGCUCCUUUAGUAUAAAAAUAUACUCCUUUCAGGUAAGGAUUCCUAUGAAACAUGCACUGACACCUCACCCUCCCACAAACAGCGGGGUGGAAAAAAAUCCUCCACUGCUCAGAUUGUCUGCAUUUCCCUCCCUCCUCCCCUCUCCCUAAAGAACGUUAUGGGAAAAUCUUUAAAAACAUCACUUUUUGGGCAAUGGAACUGAAACCCUAAUACAUUUUCAAGAGGCUCUGGACUGAAGAGGCUUCUUCAAAAUGGGAAUUCGCUCACCCCAAAAUCUCAGCUCUAGCUUCCCACUCCUUUUCCACUCAGCGUCCAUUUCCACCCCCCACCACCUGCUUCCUCCGAAGUAGGAGGGAUAAGUGUCAAAGGCUCAGGGUGUGUGUGUCUGUGUGUGGUGCGGGGAGGCGGAGUUUGCUUUCAAUUCCCAAUCAGGACUGAGAUCGAGCCGGUGGCGCUGAUGACGUCGGCCCCAGCCCCCUCCCCUAUCCCACCUACCUCCACACACGCUCUGUGGCGCUCGCUUAAGAGAAAAGAGGCGAGCGAGCCGUGGGUGAGAACUGAAUGAGCAUGCGCAACAGCUUGAGUAAGGCGGGGUUGGCGGCGCUAGAAAUCCUUACGCGCGGGCGCGCAGGUGCGCGCGCGUGCAAGAGGGGGGGCGGCAGGGGGCUGUCGCCGGCCCCGGGUGGAGGGGGCGGUUCCUCGAGUGUCAAGGGCCGGCGGGCGGGCAGGGCGGGUGGCAGGUGCCGCCGCCGCCGCCGCGGCCACCGGGUCCACCUUCUCCUUUACCUCCUCCUCCUCUUCUAGCCUCCUCCUCCACGUCGUCUUCUAGCUACCACGGCGAUGAGCGGGAUCCUGGCGGCCACCGCACCUGCUUGCUGCCUGUCACCCCGAGCUUCCCGGUCCGAGUUCGGCCUCCUCCUCGUUCCGCAGGGCCCCGCGGUGCGGCGCUGCCUCUGAAGAGGAGCGGCGGCCUCUUGGCCUCUCCCCGGUCCUCCAGGGCCUGCGCUCGGGGGCCCCUUUCCUCCCCCGGCCCGCCCGCUGUCCUCAAUGUCUCCCCGGCGGGGAGGGGGCUGCCUUGGAGACGCGCUGAGCAGCCCCCCCCGGCGGCCCCUCCGCAGCAGUAGCAGCAGCAGUAGCCGCCCCGGCAGCAGCAGCAGCGGCCCCCGCGGCGCCCCGCCCCCGUCCCCGGUCCCGGCCCCGACCCCGGAGGCGGUGGCGGCCUGGAGGAGCCGACCCCCAGCCGCUGAUCCCCGAGCCUCGCAGCCCCCGCCGCCCCGGAGCCGCGGAGAGAGCGGCGGGCGCCCCCCGGGGAAGAUGAAGGCGGAGGGGGCAGAUAAUUCCAUGAUCAACCUGUCGGUGCAGCAAGUCCUGAGUCUCUGGGCCCAUGGGACGGUGCUGAGGAACCUAACGGAGAUGUGGUACUGGAUUUUUCUGUGGGCUCUCUUCUCUUCUCUCUUUGUCCAUGGUGCUGCAGGAGUGUUGAUGUUUGUCAUGCUACAGAGACAUAGGCAGGGAAGAGUCAUCUCGGUCAUUGUGGUCAGCAUCGGAUUUUUGGCUUCUAUAACAGGAGCAAUGAUAACCAGUGCAGCAGUUGCUGGCAUUUAUAGAGUCGCAGGGAAAAACAUGGCUCCUUUGGAAGCGUUGGUAUUAGGGGUUGGACAAACUGUACUGACAUUAAUCAUCUCUUUUUCAAGGAUCCUUGCAACACUUUGAACUUUUUAAAAAGUUAUAAGAAAAUGCACAUGCAGAUUCCCAUGAAGUAGUUCCAGUGGCAAGUGGAUAAGAAAUUGUUUAAGAAUGUGAAUUGUGCCCUUCCCGUCUAGAGGCCUUGAGCUGUGGGAAAAGACUGCCCUCUAGUGUCCAAAUUGUGGCACUACUUACUGCAUCGCACCUUAUGUGCCUCUGUCCCAGGCAAGGUGCAGCUGUUCCACUGGAUGUGAAGGAAGCUACAAGAAAACAGCACCUUGUUUAGCUGCCAAUCAGGGUAACAUGGGUGAUGAUCAUUAUUCUUAACAGUGUUGUGAUAAAGUACAGGGACAUUUCUGAAGAACUGAUAUGUGCCAAACUUGAUUUUUUUUUUUUAACAUUAAUGAUGUGGAUGAUUUCCAAGUGUAGAAAUAGGAUUGCUGUGAACACAUUUCACAUGAAUUCAGGUAAAAUAGUAAGAUUAACUUCUCUAAUGCUAAAUCCCAGUAAGAAUGCUGAAUACCCAUUCAGUAUGGGUGUAUGUUACUUGAUUUUUAAUGUUGACCAUUACAGAAAUGUAGGGAUCUAGUGUAAUUGUGUAGGAGUAAUUGUGAUUUGCUUUACUUUAUGUGGAAAAAUAUUUCAUGGAAAGCUCUAAACCACUUUGAAGACUUAUAAAGUAGAUCUGUAUGAUAUGGUUUUCAUUAAGUGAAAUAAAUCUCUUUUAAUAGUUUUCCCUCACACACAAAAAAAAUAUAUAUAUACAUACAUGUAUCCUAACCAUUUAUAUUCAGAAGUUGAAGACUUUGUUAGUCAGACAUGGAUUACAGUUUGUGUAUGCACAAAAAAAAUAGAAUUUGAACUAUUUCUUAUAAAUUUUGUAAAAAAAAAUCUGAAAUGCAUGUUGCAUACUUUAACCCUUCUAAAGAAAGUAUUUGCUAUGUAUCUCAUAGGAAAGCUUUUCUUUCCUAAUAUUGCAGUGGGAUUAAACUAUUCGUGGCAGUUAAAUCUUGA